AUGGAAUCCCUUUCUACUCAGUACUUUGAGAAUGAGAGUAAGUUGCCGACCACCACGAAUCAAGAACAUAUUGUGUAUCGCGAUAGCAUCUUCAACUAUCCACUCUUCAACGCAGCGGAAUGGCUCUUCGGGGUCGUACCCCCAUUUCUCAUCGUCAGUGGCACGUUAUUCAACAUUCUAAACAUCAUUGUCCUAUCAACUGGUCGUUUCGGAAAUGUGUCUACCAGAAUUUUAUUAACGGUUCUAGCGUUGACCGACACGGUUGUUUUGUACGCAGCCCUCAUGCGCAGCUGGAUUGACACGGUAUGGUGGAUAGAUCUGCGCAUGCUCACACAUGCCUCAUGUCCGAUUUUGACCUUCAUCUCGUACUGUUCGUAUCAUUUCUCGAGUUGGAACUUGGUUCUUGUGACAUUAGAGCGCUUCGUAUCGGUUUGUUUCCCAUUCAGAGCACGGAAAAUCUGUACAAAGAAAUGGACGAUUGUUGCACUUAUAACCCUGGCUUGUCUUAUUUCCCUUGUAAACUGCCAUUUUUUAGUAUUCCAAAAAAUUGAGGACAACAUAGCAUGUACGCCACCACGUGGCACCUAUUUCAUUUUUAUUACGAAGUAUUUCUACUGGGCUGAUUUGGCCAUGAGGAGCGGUUUACCUUUCGUGGUAAUCAUUUUGUGUAAUAUUUGCAUCAUCUACACAGUGUCGAGAAGUUUAUCUCGGCGUAACCCCGCGAGUGCUGGAGAGUCGGCCACAAAUCAAGGCUCCAAGCUGAACAGCAUGACCUCCAUGUUGCUAGUCGUCAGUUUCACCUUCAUUACAUUGACUCUCCCCGUCAUGGCUUUCUUUCUUUACAUCAGUAGCGCACCAAAUUCAACCUAUUCAGACAUUGCACGAAAUUAUUUCCUAUAUGCUGUGACACAUCUUUUAUAUUAUUUGAACAGUACGGUAAAUUUUAUUCUGUACUGCUUAAGCGGAUCGAAAUUUCGAGCUGCCGUAUUAAAUUUGUUUGGAGUACAAAAUUGCUUUAAACACGGUGGAUAA
Molecule: messenger RNA, 1032 nt
Organism: Lineus longissimus
Lineage: Eukaryota; Metazoa; Nemertea; Pilidiophora; Heteronemertea; Lineidae
Product: growth hormone secretagogue receptor type 1-like
Exons: 1
Coding region: 1-1032 (343 amino acids)
Biological process (GO): G protein-coupled receptor signaling pathway
Cellular component (GO): membrane
Molecular function (GO): G protein-coupled receptor activity
Source: RefSeq, a predicted model, not a curated record